UCACAUUUACGCGCCGGAGUGACUGAUCAACAAUGGCUGCCGACAAGACAAAACAAGAAACCGUGGAUGAAGAUUUUUCGCUAUUGCCUUUGGUCCACGACAUUAUAAAAUGCAUGGAUAAGGAUGGGGCUGACGUCCAGCAGGAGUUGUCCAAGCUGAAGGCGAAGAUCCAGGAGUCUCGGGAGCAGAUAGCGGCCAUGCCGGGCAUCGACGUGAGUCCAGCGGUGCAGCAGCAACAGCUGGAGACCCUGCGCGAACAGGUCCAGACCAAGAAGCAGCUGCUACAGAAGUACAAGAGCCUCUGCAUGUUUGAGGUGCCUAAAGCAUCCUGAGCUGCGAUGGCUUUAUGAACUGUGAUCAAGUAACACAGCCAAGCUGUUGCCAAAUGUAUUGGUGGGACUGCUCUCUAAAGGCAUUUUGGACUUUUUCAGCCAGCCUUCCGUCUGAAUGAGUGAGCCAGUGUUUGAGACUGAGUGAGCGUGUGCUUAAAUGUUUUGACUUUUGUCCUUUUCAGUGUUUGUGAUGAUUUUUUAUACUUUCCCUUUUGCAAUAAAAUACUAAGAAAUGCA
Molecule: messenger RNA, 569 nt
Organism: Engraulis encrasicolus (European anchovy)
Lineage: Eukaryota; Metazoa; Chordata; Actinopteri; Clupeiformes; Engraulidae
Product: mediator of RNA polymerase II transcription subunit 9-like
Exons: 2
Coding region: 33-332 (99 amino acids)
Biological process (GO): regulation of transcription by RNA polymerase II
Cellular component (GO): mediator complex
Molecular function (GO): transcription coregulator activity
Source: RefSeq, a predicted model, not a curated record